AUGGUAUUGUUGCCUAAUAGACCUGCACCAGAAUUCAAAGGACAGGCUGUGAUUAAUGGUGAAUUCAAAGAGAUCUGUUUGAAGGAUUAUCGAGGAAAAUAUGUUGUAUUAUUCUUCUAUCCAGCUGAUUUCACAUUCGUGUGUCCCACCGAAAUCAUCGCGUUCAGUGAUCAGGUGGAGGAGUUUAACAGUCGAAAUUGUCAAGUGAUCGCCUGUUCUACAGAUUCUCAAUACAGUCAUCUUGCAUGGGACAAUUUGGAUCGUAAAUUGGGUGGAUUGGGUCAUAUGAAAAUUCCUCUGUUGGCUGACCGUAAACAGGAGAUUUCCAAAGCAUAUGGUGUAUUCGAUGAAGAGGAUGGUAAUGCAUUCAGAGGUUUAUUCAUCAUUGAUCCGAAUGGAAUUCUACGUCAAAUCACGAUCAAUGACAAGCCAGUUGGACGAUCUGUAGAUGAAACAUUACGACUACUGGACGCGUUCCAAUUUGUGGAGAAGCAUGGUGAAGUGUGUCCGGUGAACUGGAAACGUGGUCAACAUGGGAUCAAGGUUAAUCAAAAGUAG
Schistosoma rodhaini is the source of this 558-nucleotide messenger RNA. Lineage: Eukaryota; Metazoa; Platyhelminthes; Trematoda; Strigeidida; Schistosomatidae. The record is from the annotation of a GenBank genome assembly.